AUGGAAACCAAUUCUUCGCCUCCGUUCAAGUUAAUCUUGGGGUCAUCUUCGAUCGCUCGCCGGAAAAUUUUGUCCGAUAUGGGAUAUGAAUUUACACUCAUGACUGCAGACAUUGAUGAAAAAAGCAUCAGAAAGGAUAAACCGGAGGAGUUGGUGAUGGUUCUUGCUCAGGCAAAGGCUGAUGCAAUCAUUUCAAAAAUACAAAGUAUCCAUAGUAAAGAGAAGGAUGCUGAACCGACAAUUGUAAUUGCGGCAGAUACAGCAGAAGCCAUCCGGCCUAAGCUCCCAGUUGGUGACUACGUAAAGGAUGCAGAACCAACGCUAUUAAUUACCUCUGAUCAAGUGGUAGUCUAUGAAGGUGUUGUCAGGGAAAAACCAUCCAGCAAGGAAGAAGCACGGCAAUUCUUGAAAGACUAUUCUGGAGGACAUGCAGCAACAGUGGGAUCUGUGCUUGUUACAAACCUUAAAACAGGAUUCAGUAAAGGAGAAUGGGACCGAGUGGAGAUCUAUUUCCAUGAAAUACCGGAUGAAGCCAUUGAGAAGCUGAUUGAGGAGGGGACAGUGCUCAAAGUUGCUGGGGGACUGAUAAUAGAGCAUCCUCUGAUUCUACCUUUUGUCAAAGAAGUGGUAGGGACAACUGAUAGCGUGAUGGGACUUCCAAAAGAUAUCACAGAGAGACUUCUAAAAGAAGCUCUGUAGCUGCAUUAGGUGAUUCGAGAUUUCUUUCAUCUAAUUGGCAAAUCCAUGUCUUCAUUUCUAGUUCGGUUUCUGAUCUGUCAUUUCACAGACUUGAUAACUAUCCACUCUUUGCAUACGCAUCUGUUGUCAACUAACAUUGCUUGUUAAAACUAAUUGUUUACCUUCUAAUUCAUAUUGUAUUAUUGGUCUUUGUUGAG
Fragaria vesca subsp. vesca is the source of this 896-nucleotide messenger RNA. Its product is annotated as maf-like protein DDB_G0281937-like. The record is from RefSeq and is a predicted model, not a curated record. Lineage: Eukaryota; Viridiplantae; Streptophyta; Magnoliopsida; Rosales; Rosaceae. The transcript is spliced from 10 exons. Bases 1 to 699 code for a protein of 232 amino acids. Gene Ontology annotation, molecular function: nucleoside triphosphate diphosphatase activity.